Molecule: messenger RNA, 1644 nt
Organism: Hemisphaericaspora subhashii
Lineage: Eukaryota; Fungi; Ascomycota; Pichiomycetes; Serinales; Debaryomycetaceae
Gene: SRV2
Product: adenylate cyclase-binding protein
Exons: 1
Coding region: 1-1644 (547 amino acids)
Biological process (GO): cytoskeleton organization; regulation of adenylate cyclase activity
Cellular component (GO): cytoplasm
Molecular function (GO): adenylate cyclase binding; actin binding
Source: RefSeq, a predicted model, not a curated record
AUGUCAAGCGAAGAAGGUCAAUUCCAAGUACAAGGUUACAACAUUGUAACCAUUCUUAAAAGAUUAGAAGCCGCCACUUCUCGUCUUGAAGAUAUCACUGUAUUUCAAGAACAAGUCAAUAAGAAAAGAUUAGGAUCAGGCGAACCACAAGCUGGUGAAGAUGCUGCUACUUCCACAAUUGCGGCUUCUGAAUCUGGAGCCACUUCUAAAUCAAUUGAAGGUACUUCUUCUGUUGCCACUGCUGCUGGUGCUCCUGCUCCGGCUAUUGUUGAAGAGAAAGCUAAAUCAGUGGUUGUUUUUGAACAACUUGUAAAUGACCAUAUUAUUCCAUUUGUUACUAGUUCCAAAUCAGUUGAUGAACCAGUUGGUCAAGCUGCCCAAUUGUUAGCUGACGCAUUUGUUGCUCAAGGUAAAUUCUUAGAAAUUGUUAGUAAAUCUAAAAAACCGGAGAUGAGUGAUCCAAAUUUUAUUAAUUUAUUAAGUCCAAUGAAUGAAAAGAUUAGUAAAAUCAUUGAAAUUAAGGAUGUAAACCGUCGUUCUACAUUUUUCAAUCAUUUAAAUACCAUUAGUGAAGGUGCCCCGGUUUUAGGGUGGAUUGUUAGUGAGACACCAAUUUCUUUAAUUCCUGAAUUUAAAGAUAGUGCUAAAUUUUGGUCAGAUCGUGUUUUAAAAGAAUAUAGAGAAAAGGAUAAGGCUCACGUUGAUUGGGUUAAUCAGUUUAUGAAUAUCUUUGAUGAAUUAAAGACUUAUGUUAAGGAAUAUCAUGCAACGGGUCCUUCUUGGAAUUCAAAGGGAAAACCAUUAGCUGAGGCAAUUAAACAAGCUGAAGCUCAAGCAGCUCCUGUUGCUGCAUCCAGUAGUGGUGCCCCUCCACCUCCACCUCCACCACCUCCUCCACCAGCUAAUCUCUUUGAUGAUGAUAAAUCUGCCGGUGGUGCUGCUGCACCAGCAGGAGGAAUCAAUGCAGUUUUUGCCGAAUUAAAUCAAGGUUCAGCUAUUACUUCAGGAUUGAAAAAAGUUGAUAAAUCAGAAAUGACCCAUAAGAAUCCAGAAUUAAGAAAACAUGCUCCAGUGGUACCUAAAAAACCAACCAAACCAUCCACUUUAAGCAGCACUCCACCUCCAUCUGCACAAGCUACAGCAACCAAGAAGAAACCAGCAACUAAGGACUUAGUAGAUGGUACUAAAUGGGUGAUUCAAAACUAUACCAAAUCCGAUAUUUCCGAACCUAUUGUUAUUGAAGUUGAAAUGCAUCAAUCGGUAUUUAUUGGAAAUUGUUCAGAUAUAACUAUUCAAUUAAAAGGUAAAGCCAAUGCUGUUUCUAUUUCUGAAACUAAAGGAUGUGGAAUUGUAAUUGAUUCAUUAAUUUCUGGAGUUGAUAUUAUUAAAUCAACUAAAUAUGGAUUACAAGUUAUGGGAUUAGUACCCAUGAUUAGUAUUGAUAAGUCAGAUGAAGGUGCUUUAUAUUUACUGAAAGAUAGCGUUGAUGCUGAUAUUCAAGUGUUUACUAGUAGUACUACUGCUUUGAAUAUCAAUGUACCUGAACAAGAUGGUGAUUAUCAAGAAUUGGCUGUACCAGAACAAUUUGUCCAUAGAAUUAAAGGUGGUAAAUUAUCAAGUGAAAUUGUAGAACAUGCUGGUUAG